This is a messenger RNA of Porites evermanni, 1546 nucleotides long. The record is from the annotation of a GenBank genome assembly. NCBI's taxonomy places the organism in Eukaryota, Metazoa, Cnidaria, Anthozoa, Scleractinia, Poritidae.
AUGACGCCCUUGCAUCCAAGUCUUACGUUCCACUUAAUAUUUGUUUCUGUCGCUGCUGGCCUGAACAACUGCAUCGCCGUCACUUCCAUCAAGGAUUACUCAUUGACCAACCACAUCUACAAGAUAUCAUCUGGGAAAUCUCAGCUGACGUGUAUAGUAGCAUGUGAUCAAGAUACAAAGUGUUACAGCUUAAAUUACAGAUUUCCCAGCAAAACUUGCGAGUUGAGUAACUCCACUCGAUUCGCGGAUCUUCAGGAUUUUUUGUUUUCACCAGAUGUUGUAUAUUUCGACCACUUGUCACGUCCCUCGGGUUCGUGCGUGGGUGACGCGCCGUGUAAAAACAACGGAAGGUGUUUCAAUCUGGCGAAGGCUCCUGGGUUUAAAUGCAAGUGUUACAAAGACUACACUGGAGAAACGUGCAAUGGUAAUUAACAUCAUACGGUGAAAUGAAAAUUAUAGGUUGGAUGGCCACAUUCCAAAGACUAGGAGGGGAGGAGGAGGGAGGGGAGGAGGGGGGAGGGGAAGGGGGGCGAGGAAGAACGUGAUGGGAUCGCAGGGACUCUACUUUUUCCUUUUCAUGCACGGUCUUCGCAAUCUCGAGCGCCUAAAUUCCCCCUUCUCUCUGAUCGCUUUCAAACCGCGUGCCAGGUUGAUUAAAAUGAAUGUAAAAAACAUAAAAGUAUGACAAAACGGGCUUAAUAUCAUUUCGCAUCAUUUUUGAUAAUCUAAAAAAAAGGAAAAAAAAUAAGGUUAAAAAGAUUGCAAAACAGUGUGAUCUGACACUAGGCCCAAGACGAAAUAUACCAAAAAGUAUUAGACAAAAAAAGAAAAUAAAUAAAUGGAAAAGUCCCUUUGCAACCGACUGAUUAAUGUUUUUUUGAGACUUAGUCUGGACUGUGGCGCUUCAUACCUCGGCCGUAGAAGGCGUUCUGCUUCCGUGGUAACCUAAAGAGUCUACGAAAACUCAUGCAUACAAUUUAAGAAUCGUCUAUCAAAUACUAUAUGAUGAUUUGGGCCAGAAAAAUCUUUCCUUAAUUUCCUAAAUGUGAUUAUAGCUCACAUGGGUGGGUUACAGGAAGCUCAUAAAUGGACUGAUAGCUGCCUUUUGCACCAUUGUAUGCUGACGUCCGAGCUUGUAAAGAGGACGCGUCUUGCUUUCCUCUAAUACACGGUAUUAAAUUUUACUCACUCUAGAUCUCUCGAUUGUUUAGUUUGUAGCUCUCCUCCACUGGGGAUGCGGGAUCGGCGAAUUCUUGAUCAUCAGAUAACAGCAUCAUCAGUGGGAAUGUCGUUAAGCCUUAAACGUUUUAAUGCGAGGGAUGCGCGCUUAUGGCUGAAGUCAUCUUCCUGGGUCAGUGCUCUUGUGGAUUACAGUCCUUGGCUACAAAUUACUUUCGCGCCUGAAAUAAAGCUAAUCACUGGUAUUGCUACUCAAGGCAGUCCAUUAUAUGAUUGGUUUAUUACGAGCUACACCCUAAAAUACAGCAUGACUGGUAAAAUAUGGAAAAAUUAUGAGCAAGGUGGAUUAAUCAAGGUAUGUAAUGCA